AUGGACAUGGAAGCGGUGAGCAAUGAUAGUUUGGUGGCGGAGGCGAUAUCAAAUCGUCGACGAUCGAAUUCGGUGAGCGACGAUUAUUCGGUGCAGCGGACCAAUGAUGAUGCGACGCAGUGUAAAUUUUUUGCAGUGCAGGUGGGAUUUUUGGCUUAAAAGUUGGAUUUAAAAAUAGAAUUCAAGAAUUUUGACCAAUAAAAUGCAAUUUUAUUACAGAAAGGCUAUUGGAGCGAUGAUUUCAUCGCAAGAUUCGCCAAUUCCGCCAUCGGAACAGCCGAAACUCGUCGAUUCCCAGAAAUAUCGAUGGGAUAUUGGGCGCGCACGAAAAUCGUUGAGACAUAUGUGCGAAAAUUCCUGGCGAAACACGAGAUUGCUCAGGUUAUCAGUUUGGGAUGCGGUUUUGACACGUUGUUUUGGAGGCUUUCCUCGUCGGAAGGUGGAAAAUUGCGGAAAUAUGUGGAGAUUGAUUUUUCGAGUGUCACUUCGAAAAAGAUCCGACAUAUUUUGAAGCCUGGUCCGAAACCUGAUCCCGCCGAAUUUUUCGAGGAAAAAGGUGAGAUUUUUGGGAAAAUCUUUAUUUUUCAAGAGUUUUUCAGCCAAAAAUGAUGAAAAAUCGAUAUUUUUGAAGCUUUUGGUGUGA
Molecule: messenger RNA, 643 nt
Organism: Caenorhabditis angaria
Lineage: Eukaryota; Metazoa; Nematoda; Chromadorea; Rhabditida; Rhabditidae
Source: the annotation of a GenBank genome assembly